CCUGUCCCGGCUCCGCCGGCGAUUGAGCGGCCUGAGCUGGCGGCGGGGCCCGCAGCCUCUCGGUCCCCACCAUGGGGCUGCUGUCGGACCCCCACUGCCGGCGGGCGCUUUCCCGCCUCGUCCUGCGCCUCAACACCCCGCUCUGCAUCCUGAGCUACGUGGUGGGGCUGGGCUGGUUCCUGGCCUUGGCCUUCCAGCCCCUGGCCCCCCGCACCUACAUGUCGGAGAACGCCAUGGGCUCCACCAUGGUGGAGGAGCAGUUCCUCUUCGGAGAGCGGGCUCUUUCCUAUGCCCGCGAGUUCGCCGGGCACAAGAAGAAAGUGGGGGGUAUGCCAGUGGCCUGGCUGGAGAAGACAAUGUGGAGCCUGGGGCUGGAGGUGCACCGGCAGCCCUUCGCCCGCACCCUGCCUUUCCCUGACGAGACCCGCGAGCGAUACAUGGUGAGGGGCACCAACGUGUACGGCAUCCUGCGGGCGCCGCGGGCGGCCAGCACGGAGGCGCUGGUGCUGAGCGUGCCCUGCAGCGAGGGGCCCCAGAACAGCCAGGCCCUGGGGCUGAUGCUGGCCCUGGCCGCGCAUUUCCGCAGCCAGAUCUACUGGGCAAAGGACAUCAUCUUCCUGGUAAAUGAGCACGACCUGCUGGGCAUGGAGGCCUGGUUGGAGGCCUACCAUGAUGUCAACCUGACAGAGGUGCAGUCCUCGGGCUUGCUGGGCCGGGCGGGCGCCAUCCAGGCGGCCAUUUCCCUGGAGCUGAGCAGCGACGUGGUCACCAGCAUCGACGUGGCCGUGGAGGGGCUGAACGGGCAGCUGCCCAACCUCGACCUCCUCAACCUCUUCCAUGCCUUCUGCCAGAAGAAUGGGCUGCUCUGCACUAUCCAGGGCAAGCUCCCACGCCCCGAGGGGGACUCUCUGCCUGCCUACACCCACAGCCUGCAGACACUGCUGCUGAUGGUGCUGGCCCAGGCCUCAGGCUGGCCCCGUGGCGACCACGGGCUCUUCCUGCGCUACCGCAUCGAGGCCAUCACGCUGCGCGGCAUCAACAGCUUCCGGCAGUACAAGUACGACAUGACCACCCUGGGCAAGACGCUGGAGGGGAUGUUCCGCAAGCUCAACAACCUCCUGGAGCGGCUGCACCAGUCCUAUUUCUUCUACCUCCUGCCCUCCCUCUCCCGCUUCGUCUCCAUUGGCCUCUACAUGCCAGCCUUUGGUUUCCUCAUCCUCGUCCUCAUCCUCAAGGCCCUGGACCUCUGGAUGAAGCUGAGCAAGUGCGAGACAGGCAACUCUGAACGGCUUUGGGACGGCGACCGUAGCGCCGGCGAGGUGGGACCCUUCCCCUGCCCUUCCCCUCCCUGCGCACCCCCCGCGGGUCCCCCGCUCACCCCGGUGUCCCCGCAGGAGCCCCGUCCCGGCCUGCUGGCGCUGGUGCCGCCGCUGGUGGUGUGCCACGCCGCCGGCCUGGCGCUCUACUACCUGCCGGUGCUGGGCCAGCACGUGGCCACCCAGCACUUCCCCGUGUCCGAGUCGGAAGCCGUGGUCCUCACCGUCAUUGCCAUCUACUUGGCCGGCAUGGCCCUGCCCCACAACACCCACAGGGCGCUGGCGGGCGGCAGCAGCGACCGGGGCUGGAUGACGCUGAAGCUGCUGGCCCUGCUCUACCUGGCGCUGCUGCUGGGCUGUCUCGCCCUUCUCAACUUCUCCCUCGGCUUCCUCCUUGCUGCCACCAUGGUGCCAGCCGCUGCUGCCGUCACCCCCAACGGCCCCAAGGUGCUGCUGGCGGCGCUGCUGGUGGUGGCCACGCCGGCGGUGACGCUGCUGCUGGCCAUCUUCCUGCAGCGGGAGCUGCUGGAGGCGCCGGCGGGCGUGGGCGAGGGCUGGCAGCUCUUCCUGGCGGCGCUGGCUGAGGGGCUGCUCCAGCACCACCUCUACGGCUCCUUCCUCUUCCCCUUCCUCGCCCUCGGCGCCCACCCCUGCUGGCUGCUGCUCUGGAACGUGCUCUGCUGGAAGUGAGGGGCUGGACCCACGGACGGACCCAUGGCCAGACCCACGGACCGACACACAGACAGACCGCAGAGGGACACACAGAUGCACGGACAGACCCGGGGAUGGACACAAGGACAGACCCGUUCACAGACCCCGGUUCACAGACUCAUGCCUGGACAGGGAGCCCAGGGGCACGCAGAGGAGCUGCCCCCGCUCCCCUCCCACCAAGACAGGGCCCCGGGCCCAGCUGAGCCCACCUGGGUGGCAGCAGAUCCUGCCCUAGCAGGGGGAGCUGCCAGGGGGGACCCCACGGUCAGGGCUGCAGCCCCGGGGUGCGCGGGGGGCUCCCGGCACCGUCUGUGCGGGGGGCUGGGGUGGGCGCCUCCCGGGCAGGCGGCCGGUUACCGGGAUCCCGGCAGUGUCUGCAGGAAGGGGGGUCAGUCCCCGGGCUGCGCUGGGAGGGUCUCGGGUCGAUCGCGGGGGUCUCGGCACGGUGUGUAUGGGCGGCAAUAAAGGCGGA
Molecule: messenger RNA, 2499 nt
Organism: Apus apus (common swift)
Lineage: Eukaryota; Metazoa; Chordata; Aves; Apodiformes; Apodidae
Gene: GPAA1
Product: glycosylphosphatidylinositol anchor attachment 1
Biological process (GO): attachment of GPI anchor to protein
Cellular component (GO): GPI-anchor transamidase complex; membrane
Source: RefSeq, a predicted model, not a curated record